Triticum aestivum (bread wheat) is the source of this 1326-nucleotide messenger RNA. RefSeq lists its product as uncharacterized. The record is from RefSeq and is a predicted model, not a curated record. The transcript is spliced from 3 exons. Bases 101 to 988 code for a protein of 295 amino acids. NCBI's taxonomy places the organism in Eukaryota, Viridiplantae, Streptophyta, Magnoliopsida, Poales, Poaceae.
GGCCAAUCCUCCGCCUCCUCCCCUGCUCUCGCCAUCGCACGCCCGCGCAGAACCCACCCAAGACCCAGCCCCUCGCUCGCUCGCUCGCCCGCCGAGAUCCAUGGCGGCCGCGGCGCGGGAGGGGGAGUUCAGCGAGCGCGAGCUCGAGGUGGCCGCCAUUCUCGCCGACCUGCCGUCCAUCGUGCGGGCCUGCAACCGCCGCCGCCGCCAGCAGGAGAAGCAGCAGCAGGCGCGGCCGGAGAUCCCCUCCUGGGGCCGGCGCCGGCCGCGGAGGGCCCCGGCGGCGCCGCCGGCCGAGAAGCCCGCGGCGGCCGGUGAUGACGAGAGGAGCGAGGGCGUCGCCAGCCCGGACACCCCGCUCGCCUUCCCGGAGGACGACGAGCACGCCGAGGCCGCCGCCGCGGCGGCCGUGGAGGACGCGGCCAAGGCCACCGCGCAGGACAAGGUGAGCCGCCGGGCCGCGAGAUCUGCGCCCGCCCGCCUCCCUCCGCCAAUCCGGCCCGCCUCGAUUCCGAUUUCUCGCUCCUCGUUGACGUCUCCCUCUGUUCAGUGGGCGCAGGAGCAGCGCGGCGUGGUCGCGAGCUUGUCCCACGAGAACGCCCAUCUCCUAAAGCAAAUCGAGGACUUCAGGGCCCGGCUGCACACCUCGCGGAGCACCAACGACAGCCUCAAGCAGAUUCACCAGAGCAAGCACAAGAAGCGGCACCGGCCGGAGGAGGAGGAGGAGGGGCAUAGAUGGAAGCUGCCGCAGGCGCGCGCCGCCGACCGGCCGGCGCUGGACCUCAACGAGCCGGCGGAGGCCGACGCCGAGGACGGCAGGCCGCCGCAGACUGCCGCUCUGGCGGCGGCGCAGUGGGUCCACCGAGGGCACCACCAGCAGAACCAGCAGCAGCAGCUGAUGCAGAUGCAGCACAAGGCGGCGCGGCGGCGGCGGCAGGAGAUCCGGCGGGCCAAGGCCGCGGCGGGCAGGACGCGGCGGCAAGGAUAAGGAUAGAGCGCGGCGGGGCCACAACAACGGCCAGCGCAAUGUCGAGAUUUUUUUUUCAGUUUGAGGCGUGCUGGUAGCGGUGUCCCCGUGCUGGAUCAAGAGUGCGACGCCAUUUUGGUCGGAUUGGAAUUUUGCGAGGUGGAUUUUCCAUGGACGAGCUGCGCGAGGUAGUGCUGGUGGUAGUAUACUAGUAUAGUGGUAGAACUCCAGCUAAGUUGUAUCAUCUGUUGGCAAUUAGCCAACAUUAAUUUAAAUUACAAUAAACAAUACUAGUGUAUUACAUUCAUGAAUACCAUUAUGUAUUCAUUAUGGCGUAUAUGAGUGGGUUAGUGUGUUCA